UUUGUUAAUGUUGAAACUUAAAUCUAAUCGACUUUGUCAUUAUAUCGUAUAAAGAAUUAUGUGUCUCUGAUAAAGCUGUUUGAAUCACUUUGAUGGACUUUAAUGUCUCAGCUCAAAACGAUGUAGAAAGAGAGCUCCGUGUCAGUUCACUGUCACCUUUGAACAGACUGUGUUCUAUUGUUCACGACGCUUCGUUUGUUGAUAGUAUUGUCUCGUUAUUACCUCGUCUACCGUUGGGAGGAAACCUAAGAGCAGGUCGUUGGUAUGUAAAACCCGAAAUCUUGAGUUUCGAUUGUUGUUUUAAGAGUGCAGAUGGUCACUAUGGCCAGUGGAACUUUUCUUUUUGGAGAGUAAACUUAAAAUUGUUGAAGUUGCUUUUUUCUCGAGGUGGCGCUAUUGUUGUGGACGCUACAAGACAAGGAAAGCGAUUUCCUGACAGUUUAUCAAAGACAGUUCCCAUUUGGUGCUUCGUCAUCAACGAAAUACUCGCAGAAUUAGGUUUAUUGAACCUUGCUCACGCAAGUGAUUCACUUGUUUUACCAGAGUGGGUUCCAAAAGAGGAAAAGCACUGGAUAUUAGAAAGAAGCCAAGGUUGGAUAACUAUGAUUCAUGAGCAGAAGGAAUUUCGGAGUGUUUUACUAGAGCUGGCAAAUGAUUGCCCUUUGAGAAAGCCUUUGAAGCCAGUAUGGAUCCACAGAGACCAGCCAAGUAUAGAAGACAGUAGUUUAGUGGACUGUAUUUCCUUUAUUCCCGUAUUUUGCGUCUCAGUCUCUUCUCCAAAGGAUAACUAUAGAUGGUUGACCCACUCGCUGAAAACUGGAGAAACAUUUGGUUUUCGUUAUAUUCAAGGAGCAGGAGAUGAUGAAGAAAGUUGGAGUUGUGGACUAUUUCCAGAAUUGUUUUGGAAACAUAAAGAAGAUUUGUUGAGUCGAGACCCCAUGCUCUUGAAAGAACAUAUAACAAGUUUACUUGAAAGUGUAAAGUCACGUUCUUUAGUAUCCAUUAUCAAUCCGAACUUGCUCGUGCCACAUUUAGAACUGUUCCAAGUUGAUGAAAGAGACUCAGCUGGAGUUGAUCUGUUUUGGAAUGGUUGGUUUUCAUCGGAGCUUCCAAUUCAGCCAUAUUCAGUGGAUGUUCAUAUUGUUUUGAGUGUUGGAGACAGGAAUUCAACGCUGGUAGAUUCUUUUCCACUUGUCAAGUCGAUGUUGGAUGAUACUUGUAGCAUUAUCUGUAUAAAAUUGGUAGACAGGGCAGGCCGUUUGGAAUCAAAACGCUUUGGUCUGGAAAGGACUUUGAAAGAAGUGACUCAUCAUCUGGAUCGGUUUUUGUUGAAAAAGAAACAAAGCGUAAUGAUAUGGAGUCCCUUUCAUACAGAUUGGGCUACUUGUUGUGUAUUGACUUGGUUAGCCACCCGUACAAUAACUAGACACCCACAAAAGAUUAUCAAGGAAGCUGCAAUGCAUAAGCAGAUUUGGUCUGUGGUUUCGGAGCAACAAAAGAUAGAAGAUAAAAUGGAGUUGAUAACCAUCUUUUGGUGGCUAUCGUUGAGCUUUGAUGUGCACGCACCAUCACGUAGUGCAGUUCAACAAAUGCAUAGAUUCCUAUUCAAGACACCAUUUGAGAAGACAUCCCAUCGAAUUGCUCAAAGUUGACAAGAUUUAUUUAUCUUGGACUAUUAGUCUUCGAGGAUGUUUUACUAAAGGCAAGGUAUUGAGUACACACAA
Galdieria sulphuraria is the source of this 1724-nucleotide messenger RNA. Its product is annotated as initiator tRNA phosphoribosyl transferase family protein. NCBI's taxonomy places the organism in Eukaryota, Rhodophyta, Bangiophyceae, Galdieriales, Galdieriaceae. Gene Ontology annotation, cellular component: cytoplasm. The coding region runs from base 93 to 1652 and encodes 519 amino acids. The record is from RefSeq and is a predicted model, not a curated record. Gene Ontology annotation, biological process: charged-tRNA amino acid modification. Gene Ontology annotation, molecular function: tRNA adenosine(64)-2'-O-ribosylphosphate transferase activity. The transcript has 2 exons.